AAAACAAUAUGUUAUAGAAUAAGAAAAGUCGCGCACAAACCGUUUCGCUCUUUCUCCAAUUUUGCUCGUCCCCUCCACCGCCAUUUGCGGACUCUUUCAACUCCCCACGGUCUCCACCUCGUAGAAUCCUCACCCCCUCAAUCCCACUACACGACUAGCGAAGCAAAGUAUAGUAAACUCCACACACACGCACACGCACACGCACACGCACACGCGCUUGCGCUCGAUCGAUUUGGUAACGAACGAGGAGAGUUCUCGGUGUGGAAUUUGCUGUUUUUAAGCAAAGGUCGCUCUCUUUCGUGCCCAGGUGAGAAAAAUUUGAUCUCUUUGAAGCUGCUUUAAGCAGAGUAUGCUCUCUUCCAAGUCCAGAUCCGGGUCAUCGGAAAUGGCACCAAAAGCCUCUCCUUUUGGGCCUAAUUCGAAACCUCCUUCCCCCAAAUCCACGAAGUCGACGCCAUUCUCAUCGGAUUCCUCGGAUUCACGAUCCGCCAAACUCCUGGAGCGCAAAUCCUCCGCAAAGGCGACACCUUCCCCUGAGAAGCGAAGCACAAAAGUUACGGAGAUGCAACAGCAAAUUAGUCAACUCCGUGAUGAACUGAAGAGGGAGAAAGAGGAGAAGACCCUAACUUUAGAGGAACUCACCGAGCUUAAGAAGAGAAGUUCUUCUUCGGAUAGAGUACGAGUUCUUGAGAAAGAAGUGGAGAAGGCGAAGCAGUCGGAAAGGAAGAUGCUUGAAUCACUUGUCUCGCAAACCAAACAGCUUGAGCAAACCAAGAUUUCUCUGGAAGAAGCCAAGCUUGAGAUAAGGAACUUGGAGGCUUCUGCUUCUUCGGCCAGCAGAAGCAGUAGGAAUUUGCAGACCCAUCUUAGGAACAACGGGUUUUUCAAUGCGUUUGCGGGUGAGGAGGAGAUUAAAGUGCUUAAGAAUGAGCUUAAGCUGGCCACAGAAGCCGAAGAGAAAAGCAACAAGGCAAUGGAUGACUUGGCCAUUGCUCUCAAGGAAGUAACCACGGAGGCCAAUCAAGUGAAGGGGAAGCUCUUGGUGAAAGAGAUGGAGUUGGAGAACGCAAAAGCAGAAGCCAAGAAAUUGAAGGCUUCGGUGGAGAUCAUGGAGGAGAAGCUUCGGUUGGCUCGUGAGGAGGCCGAAAGAUUGAAGCUUGAAGCGGAUGAAGCGGUCGCCGUGUGGAAUGAGAGAGAGAGCGGAUUUAUAGAUUGUAUGAAGAACUCCGAAGACGAGACCAAUAAAUUGAAGCAAGAGAACACGAAACUAAUCGAGUCGCAACGAGUGGUUAGAGAAGAGAAUUCCAAGUUGAGGGAUAUACUGAAGCAAGCGGUGAGCGAAGCCGCUGUGGUGAAAGAAGAGUUAGAAAUUGCGAGAAACGAGAAUUCUCACCUAAAAGAUAUACUAUCUGAAAAGGAAAAUGCAUUACAGAGCAUUAAGCAAGAAUAUGAAUGCAUUAAGGUCAGCGAAGCUGCGGCGCAAGAUAGUCUAAAGGAAUUGAAGAGCAUGCUUGAUACAACUUCUACUUACUCAACCAAAACUCCAUCUUCGGUCGACAAUGGUUCAACCGGACAACCAAAUGGGUCAUCAACUAAUGUUAAAUCAAGUGAGGGAACAAAUGGAUUUCAAUCUAAUAGAUGGAAUGGUGAGAAUUCGCGAGUUAAGAAAGGUCGAAGGCAUUCGAUUGGCGAGCCGGCUAAGUUUAAUGGAUCUAUGUUUGAUUUAGAAGGAUCUUUGGAGAAGAGUACGGAUCGGAAGUUUGCGUCGCAGAGUAAUGUUGCUGAUAUGAGGGCUGUGACUUCCAUGGUUGUAGAUGAGUUUGAAGAUGAAUUUGAUUACAUAGAUAGGUCUCACUUGGAUGGCAUGGAGUAUUCUGCGAAACAGAAAAAGAAGAAGACGAUUCUGCGAAAAUUUGGAGAUAUUUUUCGGAGAAAAAGUCUGCAAAGAUCAAAUUCAACAUCCUUUCCUUCUAAAUGAGUACACUGUAAUGCAUUAGUUUACUUUGGAGUUUGUUUAUGAUCCCAUUUGCUUUACUGAUAGAAUACAAUACAUGUUACAAGCAUCUUCUGCAUUGCUUCAUCAUAACAAAAACUUAGUUGUAAUCA
Molecule: messenger RNA, 2106 nt
Organism: Ananas comosus (pineapple)
Lineage: Eukaryota; Viridiplantae; Streptophyta; Magnoliopsida; Poales; Bromeliaceae
Product: putative WEB family protein At1g65010, chloroplastic
Exons: 5
Coding region: 350-1978 (542 amino acids)
Source: RefSeq, a predicted model, not a curated record